CUUGUCGGCUGCUAACAUAAAAGACUGGGAGCUUAGGCAGGCAGGUAGUGUUUGGCUGAGUUGUGUCAUAGGUAUUUGCCGUGUUUAUAUGAAAUCAUAAUUUUGCUAUAGAUUCAGGAUGUCUACAAACGGAAAUGCUAAUGGUCACAGUCACGGUGGACCAGAUGUUUUGCAGUGGAAAGUUGGAUUGAUAAAUAAUGCACAGAAAUAUUUGACAGCGGAGACAUUUGGAUUUAAAAUCAAUGCAUCUGGCCAAGGUCUGAAGAAAAAGCAAACUUGGAUACUAGAACAAGACACAAAGGACGAGGUAGUGUACAUUAGGAGCCACUUGGGUCGUUAUAUAUCUGCGGAUAAAUAUGGAAAAGUUACAUGUGAGAAAGAAGCUGACGAACUUGAACGUUGUGACAAAUUUGUCGUUGAGUAUGCCAAGGAUGGAAGCGGUCGAUGGGCAUUCAGAAAUCUUGAACACGGGAAUUAUUUUGGGGGAACCGAUGACAAUGUGCAGUGUUUCUCUAAGACCGUCACAGACACUGAGUUAUGGAUUGUCCAGUUGGCAAUUCACCCCCAAGUCAACCUCCGUAACGUCAACCGUAAACGUUAUGCUGUGCUCUGCGACGACGAAAUCCAGUGCAAAGAAAUCGUUCCAUGGGGUGAAGCUGGACUUGUCAUUCUGCAUUUUGCCGAUGGGAAAUAUUCUCUGAAAACCUGCGACAAUAGAUUCUUGCAUAGAGAUGGCAGUCUUGUCAAUGAGCUUGAGGAUGAUGCCAAAUUUACGCUAGAAAUCAGGUCAGGUGCUACCUGCGGCCUUGCGUUCAAAGACUGUAAAGGAUAUUAUCUGACGGCUGUUGGAUCCACUGCAACCAUGAAAGGGGGUAAAAACAAGACAGUUGGAAAAGAUGAAUUAUUCACCCUUGAAGAUAGUCACCCACAAGUUGUCCUCACAAGCACAAACAAUAAGAAAUUUGUAUCGAUUAAACAAGGUGUGGAUCUGUCAGCCAAUCAGUCAGAAUUGUGUGAAAAGUCGACAUUCCAGAUGGAGUUUGACAAACCCAGUCAAAAGUGGUCCUUCAGAACAACAGCAGACAACAAGUACUGGUCCCUCGAGUCCUUUGGAGGAAUCCAAGCAACUUGUUUGACUGUGUCCAAUAAGUCCCUGUUUGGUGUGGAGUCCAUGGGGGAUGGCACAGUUAUUAUCACUGCAGAUAACGGUAACUGCUUGUACAACAAACAGACUGGAAGCAUCUUAUCCAACCUGGAAAACCGAGAAGCGGCCACACGCUUCACAAUCCGCAUGAUCAACAGGCCAUUCCUUAUCCUCAAGUGUGAUUUUGGAUUUGUGGGUUUGAAGUCUGCCACAUCUACAAAACCAGAAUUAGUCUGCAACAAGACAACUUAUGGAGUAACCUUCUUGGAACCACAGGAUGAUGGGAAAUAUUAUAUGAAAGCUUUGAACAACAAGUACUGGUCUGUAGCUGAUGACAAUAGCCUGCUAGCCGACUCUGACACUGGUACCUGCCCCUUCUUGAUAGAGUUCCAGGGACAGUCCCUACUCUCAAUCAAGGCCCCUAACGGCAAAUACCUGAAAGGAGAACAAAACAGUUUUGUUGCCAAAGGAGAGGAAAUUGAUUCCUCCACCCUGUGGGAGUACUAGCUCAAACAGUGGAAGAAAGACAAGCAAGCCGGCUGGCUGACUGACUGACCCACAGGCCUGUGUGGACCACAACCAAACUGUGCUUUCAUGUAUGACGAUGAUGAUGUAAAGAUCGCUGGCUGGGACCAAUAUUCAACAUUCAGCCACUUUUCUAUUAUAUAUUUGUUGCCAGUGUUACACCAGUGGUGUUAUGAAGGUAAUUGGGCAUAUUUCAAAUGCCUAUCAUUAAUCAGCGGAUUUGUGUACAGAUGAAGUUUCCUAUGUUUUACCCUAUUGGGUGAUAUGUAUUUCCAUCAUAUUUGUACUGAGAAGAUUCACUAUUGCCAACAGUUGCUAGCUUCUCUCAUGAAAUGUUUUCCUCAACAUACAUGGUGCUCCAAUUCCAUGUUGAUACAAUAAUGUGGAUUAAAGCUCCAACCCUUUCCACAUGGAAACAGAUGAAGAAAUAUUUUAUUAGCAUAUGUAUUUACAUUUAGUGGACCAGUCAUAUUUUCAGCAUUGUCACUAAAUUGUACCAAAAUGUCUCAACGAACAAGUAAUCUUCCUAUGCACAUUACCCAAACCAUUUUUGAUCUCCUGUUAAACAUUGCAUAUAUGUUACAUGUUCUUCAUCCUUCCAUAACACAUUGAGAUUAGACAGAGCAGUUGUAUAGCAACCUAUGCCCUUGACAUAUCAACGGUAGUCUUCAGUCAGCUUUGCCCUGAGGAAAUCUUAACUGUUAACUCGAACUGAAAACUAGUUAUCCAUCAGUCCAAGUAUGUUGUUAGAGAUUUAGCUUGCUACUGUUAUACAUGUUUCUAAUUCUGGAAGAUUAAUUUAUGUUACACAGGUAUUUGUAAUUGUUCCAUGCUCGUUGCUCACAUAUUUGGGACUUGUCAAGAUCUUGUGAUUGUUGUAACAAUGUUGUUACUGAAAAGACAAAAUGAAUACAGGCAUAUAUUGACAUAUAUCUGUUACUGGAACUACUUUAAGGAUUAUGAGGAAUGUUCUCAAGAUACCUAUGGACUAAUAAUUUCCCCAGAGUGCAACUGUGCUUUGGAUGGACCUUAGUCAAGAGUCUCCCUGUUUAAGUAGUGUCAUCUCUUUCAAUUCUUGUUCUCCCUGCAUGAAUGUGAUAUGCGAAUGAUGUAUGCUGCUUCACUCCAACACGGAGAGUGUAUUGCGAGUACAUGUACUCAUCUAUCUACAGUGGAUGACAGACCAAUGCUCAGAUAGCGCCUCUUUGUGCAAUGCUGUUAUAACCAGGAUCAGUGCUUUGAUAUGGACCUGUAUGUAUGCAACUGUUCAGUCAAUAAAGCGCUUGAAAAUUCA
Haliotis rufescens (red abalone) is the source of this 2963-nucleotide messenger RNA. RefSeq names its product fascin-like. Gene Ontology annotation, molecular function: protein-macromolecule adaptor activity; actin filament binding. Gene Ontology annotation, biological process: actin filament bundle assembly; cell migration; establishment or maintenance of cell polarity. Gene Ontology annotation, cellular component: cytoplasm; actin cytoskeleton. Lineage: Eukaryota; Metazoa; Mollusca; Gastropoda; Lepetellida; Haliotidae. The coding region runs from base 119 to 1651 and encodes 510 amino acids. The record is from RefSeq and is a predicted model, not a curated record. The transcript has 4 exons.